Messenger RNA from Argentina anserina (silverweed cinquefoil), 1083 nucleotides. RefSeq lists its product as uncharacterized. The transcript has a single exon. The record is from RefSeq and is a predicted model, not a curated record. Gene Ontology annotation, molecular function: nucleic acid binding; zinc ion binding. NCBI's taxonomy places the organism in Eukaryota, Viridiplantae, Streptophyta, Magnoliopsida, Rosales, Rosaceae. The coding region runs from base 1 to 1083 and encodes 360 amino acids.
AUGAAUCUAGAGAAGGGUCGUGCACAAGGUCAAGGACGGGCAAGAGCCCGAAGUCGAGCGAGGGCUAGAGGCCGAGUCCGCAAUGUGGAGAACCUCUAUGAGGAGGUGGCAUCACAGGAUGAACAGGUUGACCCCGGGGCAGUCAUUAGAGACGAGGGUCGUGUGCUAAAGCUGAUCAAAGACAUUAGUAGUCUGUCAGCGCCAUCAUUCCAUGGAGGCCUGGAUCAUAUGGUGGCAGAUCAUUGGAUUGAGAGUAUGGAAACCUACUUUGACAUAGUGAUGUGCUCUGAGAUCGAGAAGAGGAUGAUAGCCACAUUCUUCUUAAAAGAUGAUGCUAUGUAUUGGUGGAAGAGUACAAGACGGACUGUAGAUGUGUCCACUCUGACUUGGGAGGGUUUUGUGACACUCUUUCGAGAAAAGUACUUCCCAGUUACAGUGCAGGAGGAAUUAGAACUAGAGUUCCUUGAUCUAGUACAAGGAGGUAUGACCGUCAGGGAGUAUGAUGCCCGUUUUGCACAGUUGUAUCGGUUUGUCAAGCCAAUUGGUGCAACCUCCUUAGCCCAGAAAUUUCUACGGGGACUUAAGCAAGAGUACAAGACCAUCAUAUCAGCACUUUGUUUGUCUACCAAAGAGCUGAUGUAUGAGAGUGCCCUGAAUAUGGAACAGGCGAAUAAGACUCACGGAGGAGAUGUGGAAAAUAUGGAUAAUCGAGGAAAAUGCAAGGCAAUUAAUUCAGGCAACGGGUCCACAGGACCGAAAGGUGGAUCUUGGAAGAGGCCGAGAACCUAUUACCAGACUCCAGCUAAGGCUGCAUGUCCAUCUGCUAGGACUGCACAUGUUAGACAGUUAGCAUCAGUAAGGUGUUUCGUUUGCAACGAAAUGGGGCACUGCGCCACAACUUGUCCGAAACCAAAGAGAACAUGCUGCUUUAAGUGUGGGCAAGUGGGACAUAUGGCUAGAGAUUGCACCCGACCUCCGCAGGGUAGACAGGAACAUCAGCAGAUGCAGUUACCAGCGGGCCAAGCUAGAGUGUGUAGUGGGUCAACGAGACACAGGAGUAGAAGGUACCUUAUCUAUUUUUGA